AUGAAUGGUGCAGAAGAUGAAGUAGAGAAAGGUGCAAGCUCAAAGAUACAAAAUGAUAAGCAUGUUUUGCUUGGGAAUGAUGCUCAUAUGGUAGUCGACAUGCUCGACCAUUGGAAUGAUGGAAUUCUAUCCAUUGGAACUAUUGCUAUUAGUCCCUUGGAGGCUUGUAAGUAUGGAAUGCUCGAGGAAGAAGAUGAUGUUCGUGACCACGAAAUGGCUAACAUUGUCAAUGAACAUGAUGUUGAUAUCGACAACUAUGAAAUUGAAUGUGAUAAUGAAGCAAGUCCUUUGAUGAAUGUCGAGUUUUUUAGCCAUGAAUUGGAGAAGGUUAUUGGUGCUAACCAUGAGAUCAUUGAGGAAGAAGUUGUUGAAAAUGUUGUGGAAUUGAAAGAUGCUAAUAAUUGUGAUGUUAAUGAGAAUGAAGGACAAACUAAGAGGAGAGUUACUCUUGCUGACCUUUUCUUAGAAGACUCUGAUUAUCACCCUGUCAAAGUGUUGAAAGAGCAAUGGAAAACUAAGCUUUGA
Molecule: messenger RNA, 525 nt
Organism: Chenopodium quinoa (quinoa)
Lineage: Eukaryota; Viridiplantae; Streptophyta; Magnoliopsida; Caryophyllales; Amaranthaceae
Exons: 2
Coding region: 1-525 (174 amino acids)
Biological process (GO): morphogenesis of a branching structure
Source: RefSeq, a predicted model, not a curated record